Molecule: messenger RNA, 449 nt
Organism: Sinocyclocheilus anshuiensis
Lineage: Eukaryota; Metazoa; Chordata; Actinopteri; Cypriniformes; Cyprinidae
Product: phosphatidylethanolamine-binding protein 4-like
Exons: 6
Coding region: 1-378 (125 amino acids)
Source: RefSeq, a predicted model, not a curated record
AUGGAAGGUGGUCUGAGAAUAUCAGAGAAGAAAUACACUCUAUUAAUGGUGGAUCCAGAUGCUCCUAGUUGUCAGAAACCUUCUCGCGCUUACUGGAAACACUGGUUACUGGUUGACAUUAAGGGUUACAUUAUGGAAACAGAAAAUGUCAGAGGGUUUGAAGGCACGACAUACACCCGUCCCACUCCACCCCAAGGCACUGGACUCCACCACUAUCAGUUCCUUGUAUUUGAGCAGCCUGAAGGCCAGAGCUUGUCCCUCAGCCCACAGGAGAAGAGCUCACUGGGUAACUGGGAUCCGCAGGCAUUUGUUGAAAAGUUUGGUCUGGCUAGACCAGUGGCUUCACUCCAGUUCCUCACCCAAAACCACAAGGACUAGAGGACACCUCCAACCUGCAUCUCAACUUUGACCUCUGGCUUUCACACACUCUAUGGCUUGUUUUUGUCCCA